Archocentrus centrarchus (flier cichlid) is the source of this 3546-nucleotide messenger RNA. RefSeq names its product rhomboid-related protein 2-like. Gene Ontology annotation, molecular function: serine-type endopeptidase activity. Gene Ontology annotation, cellular component: membrane. The transcript is spliced from 9 exons. Bases 423 to 1325 code for a protein of 300 amino acids. The record is from RefSeq and is a predicted model, not a curated record. NCBI's taxonomy places the organism in Eukaryota, Metazoa, Chordata, Actinopteri, Cichliformes, Cichlidae.
GGACGCUAAUUUGAAUAUGAGCCACAUUCUGAUCAAGUGUAUGUUUCGGGCUGUGUGAGGGUGGAUUCUGAGGUGGGGGGUAUAGUGGUAGCGGUGGGGUUGAUCCGCUGCUCCUUGGAACGAGACGCUGCUGUGUUUGUGACGUCACUGACCGACAGGUGUGGCACGAGGAAACAGUCACUCAGGGACCGUCCGUCUGAAGAAGGGAGCUCCGCGGGUCGCCUGAAAGCAUAAAGGGACUAUGAUUUAAAAAAAAAAAAAAAUUGUACGGUACUGUGUUUAACUCUAGCACAGCACACCUAUUAAGCUAUUUCAUUCAGGACUGAGUCGUUUGAUUUAGUUUAGAGAAGUCGACCUUUUUUUUUUCGGUUUGGGACCCGCUUGGAGCCAUCUGCACUUCCUGUUUAAGGGCUGGAGCAGUGAUGGAGGACAUUGACGUGGAGGAGCAGAAGGAGCCAUUUCCUGUGGACAGGGAUGGGAGGCGGGUGAGGCGUGAAGAGGAGCAACCGGAUGGCGCCAGGAAGAUGGGGUUCCAUGAGAAGUUCCAUCAUCAUGUCUCCAGAUGGAUGCUCCCAGAAGACAUGCGCGACAAGUACAUGGAACGUGCCAACUGCUGUCCGCCCCCCAUCUUCAUCAUCCUCAUCAGUAUUGCAGAGGUGGCAGUAUUUAUCUACUACGCUGUGUGGAAGCCGCAGAAGCAGUGGGUGACCCUGGAUGAAGGCAUUUGGAAGAGCCCUUUAACCUACCAUCCUGACUGCAGGCAGGAAGCAUGGCGCUUUAUCUCCUACAUGUUUGUCCACGCUGGUGUGGAGCACAUUUUGGGCAACCUGUUGAUGCAGCUGCUACUGGGCAUCCCGCUGGAGCUUGUGCACAAAGGGUUUGAAGUGGGGAUGGUUUAUAUUGGUGGUGUCCUUGCAGGGUCUUUGGCCAGUUCCAUCUUUGAUCCUUUCAGCGCCUUGGUGGGGGCUUCUGGGGGUGUUUACGCCCUAAUUGGAGGCUACUUCAUGAAUGCCGUGGUGAAUUUCCGAGAGAUGCUUCCUCUCCUUGGAGUGUUUCGUAUCCUCGUCAUUGUAAUCAUUGUCGGUGUAGAUUUUGGAUUUGCCUUCUACAGAAGAUUUCUCGGUGAUGAGGCUGGUUUAAAGGUGUCCUUUGUUGCUCAUUUUGGAGGAAUUGUGGCUGGGAUGACCAUCGGCUACAUCUUCUUCAGUGCUUACAAUCAGAAGCUACUCCAUGACCCACGUUUCUGGCUUUGUAUAGUGGCCUAUAUAGUCUUCCUUCUCUUUGCUGUGUUCUUCAACAUCUUCCUUUCUCCAGCUCCUGUUUAAAAAUGUUUUUACCGAUGUGUUACAGAGAAAAGUUACUUUUCAGGGACCUCAAAAAGGAUUUGUUCAUUUUUUUAAAAAAUUGGAGCUAUCUUUAGGGCUGAAUUAUGAGCUUAUAUGAAAUGGCUCCUCCUGCUGUUUAUGUGUAGUGUUGCUUUUAGACAAUGUAGAUGAAAAUGUGCCUUUUACACCAGAUUAAUUUUGAACAUAGUGGGUCAGUUAUAUUUGAUUUAAUUCAGAUAUGGUCUGUGCGGUUUUCUUGUGUGUUUUGUUUUGUCUUUUUGUACUUUCCACUGUGCGAUUUUUUUACUUGGAUCAUCAAGGCCUCCCAUUGACUUAUAGUAUUCUUAAAAAGUGCCUUAUACAGAUAAACACUACACACUAGAAGAAGAAAUAACAUUUCACAUCAAAUUUUAUGAAACAGUUUUUAUAUGAUAGCACUACCGUACUGUAAUGACAGGAAGAACAGGGUUGAGUGUCCUAAAUGUCUUUACAUUUGUCAGCUAUGGAGCUGCUUUAUCACCAGGUCUGUUUUAUUUUUACAGAUAUCAUUUUUUUUUAAAUAAAAUCUUAUUUUAUUUAAAAACCAUGUACAUUAUCUAAGAUGAAAGAUGAAACAGAGACCUCCUACAGUUGUGUUUUCAUUAAUAAAGUCUAAAAUUUUUAAUUGUCAGUUUUGUCAUAUUAAACCUGAAACUUCUGAAGGUUUAUUUUAUGUCCUGCUUAAAGUGGAAGCAGCUGAUUUUCACAAGCAGGUCCACUGCCGGUGUGCCAGUUUUAUUUGGUAAGCCUAUCAAAUGAUGAUAUGUUUACAUAUUCUACUCUUUUUUUAAUUUUUUUGUCCAGAUGUCUACAAAUGUGUUAUUUCCCACUAAUAGCAGCAGAAUCAGGGCCAGAUUUGGCCUCCUAUGUUCAGGUGGGCAGCUGAAAAGUCUGGGUGGGCAAUUUGACCCUGCAGGUUUGAAUCCAUGUUUAGAUGCAUCAUAUAUUAAAAACACUUGUUUGCUUUCAGUACAUAUGUAGCAGUCUAUGAUUGCUUCUUUUGGCAGAUGAUUGGCAGUCGCUGCAGGAAUCAACAUUUGCAUCAUCUAGAAGAGUAACACAGUUAACAUACACAGAGAAGCAGAUUCUGUCCAAAACCUUAGAACAAUAAUUGCUCGCCCUUUUUUAAAAAAUGGCCGUCAGCAUACUGAUUACAAAUACUGUUAUACUGUAAUUAAUGCUGUUAGAGCUGCAGGAAAAGCAAGAUGAAAAUAAUCAGUGGAUGAGGUUAAUAUUUACUAAAGCAGAAUAUAAUAUCUAGAUGUUUCACCCUCUAGUCUCAAGUUUGUUCGUAAAUUUAAGGUGCUGUUAAAUUAAAAAUUAAAAAUACUGCUGUCAUUCAGGUGUUUUAAUCCCACAUGCCAUAUACUCAAAAGCAUGAAGAAUGUUAUAAUUACACAAUUUUUCCCAUAUGUGUUUUUAUGUCAUUUUUAAACCUUAGCUUUGCUACCAGUAGACAUAUAGUGAUUUAUCUCAUGCUGAAAUGCAUCCAGAAAACAAGCGUAAAACUUGAACCUGAGUUUUUAAGGUCGACUGAGGCUACAGAUGCACCCUUAAAAACAUGCUAGGAAUACACCAGCAGAGCACACCGGCUACUAAUACAGAGAGAGGGACACUAACAUACAAUUAGCCUACACCUUUUAAACAGAGAAUGCUGAAAAUAACUGCAACAUUUUGCCAAAUUUUUUCCAAACCUUAAAAAAAGUUUUUCAAGUCGCUUUUUUUAAAAUCACAUUUACAGCAAUAUUUACAAAAUGUUUGGAUCUAAAUCUAAAUGUUAAACAUGAAAUAUAAAGGUCAAUAAUAAAUGUUAAAUAUAAAAGGCAGUUUUAUGGCAAAGUUGAAAUGCGACACAGGUCGUUUUUUGCUUCUUUUUUUUUUGUAAAAAUGGGGAAAAAAAAGUUUCAACUUCAGUUCUUGGUUUUUCUUCUUCCCCACAAAGCAAAUUUACCUGUCGAUACUUUCUUUUUAUUGGUAGGUGAGCCUUCAGCACCUCCUUUAAUUGGUCCUAUGACUGAUGUUUGCACUGUACACUUUAAAGCUUCUACUGCUUUGCCUGCAAACCUUUCAGUGUGUAAAUUGAAAUAGCAGAACAAAGACAUACAGGGUAACAGUGAAUACAUAUCACACUUUUAAUUGUGUAAUAACUUAUUUGACUGCUUGUACAAUUGAAGGUGCCAAA